GGUUUCGCGGCGGCCGCCGCGCUUGCGCGCCGCCUGUGCACGCGGCGGUCACAGGUGCGCAUUGCGCUCACGUACAUGCAGUUGUGUGCACACCCGUAAUCGCGCUGUCCCGUUGUUCCAGGUUUUCUGGUAGCGGCCUGACGGACCCUGCGAUCCGAAAUGUCCCAGCUGCCCACAGAAAUCACUGUCUUGCAGACGGUCGUCACGGACGGCGAAGACGGCUUCCCUCAGGCGGAGGUAGGCGGCGGGAGGCGGGGCCCGACCCCGACCGCGAUGCGGCCUGAGGAGGUCCGGGGAGGCCCGGUGGCGGCGGCGGCGGCGGCCCGGAGAGGCCCGCUGGCAGCCAGGGGAGCCCCGUUGGCGGUGGUCAGGGCAGGCCCGUUGGCGGCGGCCCGAGGAGGCCCGGUGGCAGCGACUGCGGGAGCCCCGCCGAGGGCCAGAGGGAUCCCGGUGGCAGCGGCGGCAGUCAGAGCCUCCCAGAUGGCGGCGGCGGCCAGGGGAGCCCAAGCGGCGGCGCCCAGGGGAGCCCCGACGGCGGCGGCCCGGGAAGGACCGGCGGCAGCGGCAGCGGCGGCGGCGGCCCGCGGGGGACCGGCGGCCAGGGAAAGCCAGAUGGGGGCGGUGUCCAGGGAAGUCCGGAUGGCGGAGGUCGCCCGGUUGUUGGGGGAGCCUCUGGAGGAAGAGGGUCCUGAGAACAGGCCCAGGUCCAGAGCCGGCAACGCGGGCAGCCUAGCCGCGCUGCCGUAUCUCCGCCUCCGUCACCCUCUUAGCGUUUUAGGAAUUAAUUACCAGCAGUUUCUCCGCCAGUAUCUGGAAAAUUACCCGAUAGCCCCGGGCAGAAUCCAGGAGCUGGAAGAACGCCGCAGGCGAUUUGUGGAAGCCUGCAGAGCUAGGGAAGCUGCGUUUGAUGCUGAGUAUAUGCGCAAUCCUCAGCGGGUGGAUUUUGACAUUUUAACAUUUACCAUAGCCCUGACUGCAUCCGAAGUUAUCAAUCCUCUGAUAGAAGAACUUGGUUGUGAUAGGUUUAUCAACAGAGAAUAAAAAGCAGUGCUGCAACAACUCCCAGACAGCCUCCACCUUCGUGUCCAACCAUUCCUGCAACUUGAUUUUGAAUAGUCCAAGUGUAUUGGGAAUCAGACAGUAUGCAGUUGGAGAAAAAGAAUUACCGUGAAAAAAGCAACAGAAAAAAUAUUUAAAAUGUCGAAAGCCUCUGUAAGGCUCCUGUGACAUUCUCCGACUUUGUGAUGGAUCCAGAUUCUUUCCCCUUGCAUUACAGUAACUAUUUCUCGACAUGGCUUCAUUAGAAUGUAAAAGAUGGUCUUAUGAAAAGGAUUUGAUGAAGAAGACUUGCCAGCAUUUAAGCCCAUAAUGAAGAAAGAAAUUAUCAGAUAGUGAUUAUAAGAAUAAAGAAUGACAGUUGUUUUUAGGACUGCAGG
Molecule: messenger RNA, 1436 nt
Organism: Octodon degus (degu)
Lineage: Eukaryota; Metazoa; Chordata; Mammalia; Rodentia; Octodontidae
Gene: Eid2
Product: EP300 interacting inhibitor of differentiation 2
Exons: 1
Coding region: 160-1041 (293 amino acids)
Biological process (GO): negative regulation of DNA-templated transcription
Cellular component (GO): nucleoplasm
Molecular function (GO): transcription corepressor activity
Source: RefSeq, a predicted model, not a curated record